CUCUCUUUCUGGCUCCCUCCCUCUCUUUCUGGCCUGCCUAUCUAUCCACAUCGUGAUAGUUAUGUGCAGACAAACAAAUACCAGUCAGUCGCUGGCUGGCUAGCUGGCGAUUGAUAUGCAUUAACUAACGAAGAGGACACACACACAGACAGACAGACAGACUACUCACUCACUCACAGACUAUGCGUGUGCUGCAUGCAGUUGAAAAGGGUACGUUCGUACGUACCGUUGGUUGAGUCAGUCACUCAGUGAGUCAGUCGGCUUGAUCGAUGAAGACAGACAGAAAGCCAUUAGGUGUCUUAAUUAAGAUGGAUGAAGGAUGAAUGAAUCGACCCAUGCACUAGACACCUCACCUUACAGACAUACACACACAGCACGAGUUAGACAGACGAGACGAGACGACGCAACACAUCCCAUCCAUCCAUCACCAUCAAUCAGCUCACCGCAUGCAGCCAAAGAACCCCGCGACCCACUCCCCCGCCCGCUGCGCCUUGUCCACGAUCCAGUCGCCCGCAUCUUGCACCCUCUCCCUCGCCGUCGCCAGGGCGGCCAUCGUCCUCAUGUUGGCAUCCUGGCUUUCGGUCCUGACCUCCAUCGCCCCAGGGAAGUCCCGGCUCGUUUGCCACAGCUCCCUCUCUCCUCGGUGGUAGUUGAAGUACCACCCCGGCAGCACCACGGCGCCGGGGGGCAGCUGCACGACGGCAGCUGUCCAGGCCUCGAAGUGAAGGAGGGGCACGGCGGGAUGCGGUGGGGGUGGGGCGAAAUGGGAGAAGAUGGGAGGAGGCGGCAAUGGCAAUGAGGGGUGGGGGUGCAGGGGGUGGGAGACGACCGGCAGAGGGACAGCAGCAUUGUGGCGCACAUACAUGGUGUGGUCGGCAGUAUUCAAACCUGACGCACGCACACACACACACACACACACAGACAGACUACAUGAUUAGCUUGUCGACAGACAGACAGACAGACAGAUGGAUCAAGAGAGGUGCUCAUCCCAUCCAUCCAUUGUUUGUUUGUUUAUCUAUGUAUCUAUGUAUGUAUGUCCCGUCCGUCCCCAUUACAUACAGACAUACACACAUAUCUGUCCCACCCACUUCAUACCGUGUGUGGCGGUGGGUCCGUGGCUCUCGUGUUGUGAGACGUGCUCGUCUCCCGCCACCGCACCCUUGAUGGUCUCGGCCGCCUGCUGGUGUAGCUGCUGCUGCUGCUGUAGCUGCUGCUGUAGAGCGGCCUCGGCCUCUUGCUCACCCUGGAUGCGACGCAACUCCUAUAACAAAGGAUUGAUUUAGUGGGACAUCCACACACACACACACACACACACAACACACACAACAAACACGUGUGUGUUGUGUCGGCGCGGCGCACGUGUGUUGCUUGUCCGCCCACUCACUCACCCACAUUACACGCACCUGCGCUCGUAUGGUGUUCCGCUUGAGGCGGUCGAAUGAGUUUCUUCGGCGCUUGUGGUCGUUGGCCAGCCGCAGCUGGUCGGCUUUGGCCCACCGCUCAGCAGCGCGGAAAGCUUCCUGGUUGGUGAUGCUGAAUGCCUCCAGGGCGGCCUCGGCAGCAGUGAUCUUCUGCUCGGUGAUGGCCGCACGGAUGGAGUCGAGGCUGCUGUUGGUGGCCAGCCGCUUGAGGUCGUCGAGGCAGGCUCGAUACCGGCCGUAGUCCAUGGGCCAAGGGGUGUCGUCCUGCCCCUGCCGCCACUGGCUGUCGGUGCUGCCACUGGUCCAGGGGUGUGUGUGUGAGUAUGCGUCGAGAUAGAGGUCGCCGAGGUCGCCGGCGUGCUCCAUGAUCUCGUUGAUCCAUGUGAGGGGGCGGAUGGGGUCGUAUGUCGACAUGAAGGUGUCGAUGAGUGCACGGGGGACCUCGAGAGCGUAGGCCUCCAGCUGGUCGUACAGGCCAAUCGAGUGAAAGGGGAACAGCUCCGUCGGGCCGGGCCGCACCAGCUCUGCACACACAUUCAAUUCAUGAAUUACACACACACAGCACAGCACAGCACAGAGAGAGGAGAGGAGAGGAGAGGCAUUGGGUAAAACGGGUCGGGUCGGGUCGGGUCGCGGUGUGUGUGUGUGUAAUUAAUGUGGGUAUGAUUGUCCCUCCCCCCCUCACUCACUGACUGACUCAAGUGGCUCACUCACUCACUCACUCACUCACCAGUUGUGAUCCAGGGCUGGGCGUAUCCGUAGCGCAAAUUGACCUUUUCGGUGUACUCGUACAUCCCCUUGGGCCACCGAGGGCCCGCCGUCCCUUGGUGGUUGACCAGAUCGUUAUCUGCACCAGCCAACCAACCAACACAAUCACAAUCACAAUCACAAUCACACCGCGAACAUACGGCAGCAGAGGCUUCCUCUCUCUCUCCCUCUCUCCCUCCCUCCCUCCGUCACUCACCUCUGAGAUCUAUGACCAGUGGUGGCGUCUUCAUGAUUUUCUCCUCCUCCCUGGCAGCCGCCUCUCCCCUCUGCUGUCGCGACUCCUGACGCCGCUUGGCGUCCUGCUGGUCCUUGGCUGAUGGCGGCAUGGGCUCCUCGUCACACCGGGCCCACGUUCGCUCCCGCCGCUCUUUGUCGUCGGCCACCUGCUCGUCACGCGACUGCCGAGCCCUCUCAUGGGCCGAAAUCAGCGAGUCGCGAAGGCGGGGGUCCUCGAGGCAGCCCCACUCAGCCAGCUCGAUGCCUGGAGGGUCGGGUGGGUCGACGCACGCACGCACACAGACAGACAGACAGAAUCUCCGUCCAUGUGUUUGGGUUUGGUGGGUUUGGUGUGCCGGUAGGUACCUACCUCUGAGGUCCAGGUUGGUGAGGUGGAGGUUUUGGGAUGCCCAGAAGAGGAAGUCCAUGAAGCACUCCUCCUUCUUCCGCCCCGUCUUGACACUAGGACCAGCAGAGUUGUGAUUCAGUCGCAGACGCCUGGGCCAUAGAUACAUACAUAUCGAUCACCAACCAACCGGUUACCGAGGAGGGAAGAACAUAAUUAAUGGAUAGAUAGAUGGAUAGAUGUGAUGUCUGUCUAUGUGGUUGGAUGGAUGGAUGGAUGGGUGAGUCAUGCAGUGUGUGUGUCUAUGAUGUAUGUAUGUUAUGUGCGUGCGUACGUCCGUACGUACGUCCCGGAUGUACUGUCUGCUGGGGUUCUGGUGGAGCCCCGACUGCAGGACUCUGAAGAUGUCAUGGGGCGGGUUGCGGCUGAGGUCCAGGUCACAGAUCAGACUACGCCUCAGAAGCUCCUCCAACGAUUUCUGAAUCAACACCACACGCAACCAGCAAUUAAUUGUAUGUAUACGUAGGACGUACGCCUCGCGCAGCGCAUUCACUUCUGAGCUGGCUGAGUGAGCUGAGGAGACCUGACUGACUCACUGACUGACGUAUGCAUGUACCUCUAUCUCUCGUCUGUAGUGCUCCGAGCCGCUGGAGUGGACCAGGGCCCCACUGAGGUCCAACACAUCAAGUUGCGCGCCGCUGAUGCCCUGGCGGACAGACAGAAAGACAGAAAGAAAGAAGAGACAGACACGCACACACACAGGCGGAUGAUACGAUCGAUACACACGCGUCAACGAACGUCAGAGUGUAUUGACUUGACUGCAUUGACUGACUCCUUACAUACCCUGAUGAGUGCCGUAAUGCCAGGAUACGGCGCAUCGACCCCAGACAGCCUCAGCUCCCUAACACACUCACAUACACACAUAUGCACACACAUGCACACACAGAGGCGCCAUGUAGAGACCGCCAGUCGUCCAUCCCCUCCCUCCCUCCCUCCCUGCCACCCACCUGAGUCGGGUGAAUGGGUGUGUGCACAACGCAUUAGGGGCUUCUCUAGGGUCGCCAUUCGAUGGGCCUGCCCUCGGUCUGCUGACGUUGUCGCCCUCUUUGCUGAGGCUCCUGUGGCUGAGGAGGGCCCCAAGGCGAGCGAGGAAGGACUCGGUCAGAUGGGUCUCACUGGAGGAGAUGUCGAGGAUCUGGAGGUCUGGAAGGGACGCUAGGGCGUCGGCGAAGCGACAGGCCGUGGCCCUGGGCAGCCACCGCAAUUCGAGACCUGGGUAGACAGACAGACAGACAGACCAUCAGUCAGUCAGUCGAGCCAUUCAAGAUUGCAUCUCUCUCUGGCCAGGCCAGGCCAGGCCAGAGAUCUAUGGAGGGCUCGACCGGACCCACCCGUUAAUUAAUGAAUGACAUUCACAGCUAGCUAGCUAGCUCACCAGGCAUGACCAUCGACUUGAGCCGCUUGGCGACUGCGAUGUAGGCGACGAACUCUGUGAGCUCGUAGGGGGGCACCGACUCUUGGUGGCCGCCGCACAACGUCAAUAUCUCCUCGGGCGCUAUCCUACACACACACACACACACACACAGGGCGGCACAUCACAUUCAUUCAGUGUAGCAAUCUGUGGGUGGGUGUUGCGCGCCUUCCUUUGGCAUGGACGCACCGCACCUUCGCAGUGUGUGCAUGACCCAGUUGGGCAGGUUGGGAUUGACGGUGACGUACGGCGCCAGCAGCUCGCGAGUUGGGGAAUGCGGGCCCGUCUUGCCGUGAAGCGGACACAAGCUGCAUGCGCCAACACACACGUACAAACUGUACCCACGCUGUGCACUGAGGUGUGUGUGUGUGUGUGUCGGUCUGACGUGUCGUACCCGGUUUGGAGGGUCCGGCACGUGGCUGCGAAUGUGCUGACUUGGAUGGCGGGCAUGGCCUGGGGGCCGGCGUGCUCGUAGAUCAGACGUCGCACCUGCUGCGCGCACAGCAGCUUGACCAAGUUGCACUGCACACAUGUAUCACAUACGUCACAUGACAUGACAUGACAUGAAUGCAUGUGGGUGUGGUGUGUGGGCGGGCAAACAUGCCUCUUGGUUCUGUCGUUGGGCUCGCUGACGCCACACAGCGAUUCGGUCGGCCUCGUCACGCAAACUCCGCUCCAGCCCCUCUGGCAGACUCACCUCCUGAAGACACACAUACACACCACACCCACACCGACAUGAAUGCAUUCAUGUCAAUGCAUUCAUGUCGGUGUCUGUGUACUGCAUAUACUAGUCGUCAGCGCCUUGACUGACUCGACUCACCUACCUACCUUGAGUACGGCAGCCAGGUUGGCCUCCUGCACGUACUGCAACACAUACGCACUGUUGUUCCUACACACACACACACACACACACACAGCCAAAGAGACAGACAGACGGGCAUCAAUCGCAUCAGUCAGGCAGACAAACGGGUCAUCCAUCCAUCCAUCAGUCAUCUAUCUCAUCCCGCCCGCCUGCUUGCUUACAUGUUGAGCAGUCCCCGGCCCCCAUACUGCUCCUGUGUUGCGGCCGUCUCGGACGUCUGGACCACGAUCCUGUCGUUGAACUUGAACCACGGGCCCCCAGGGCCUUGGGGGCGAAUGAGUGCGUAGUAGUGGCCGCUGAAGAUCUCCCCCUGGUGGACCAGCACCGCGUGCAGAUGGUAUGUGGAGAGCGAGGGGUCGGCCGCCGGCAUGAUGGACGAGAGGUCGAGGGUGGCGGGGUACUCGAACCUGUCGUUGACCUUCUCCAUGUCGAACGCUCCACUCUGAUGAUACAUAAGGAAUAGAUGGAUGGAUGGAUGGAUGAAUGGAGAGGGAGAGGGGGAGGGGGAGGGGGAGGGGCCAACAUUAUCUGCUGGUGUCUGUCUCUUUGUCUGUGUGUCUGUCUGUCUGUUGUGUUUGGGUACACACAUACAUACCGCGUUGAUGAUGUCCCUGAAGCGCUUGAGCUGGAAGCGUAGGACGGCGGGGAGCUUGCGGAAACUGCAGUCAAUCAGUCACAUACAUACACACAAGAGGGAGGGAGGGAGGGAGGGAGGGAUGGUGCGUGCACUGCGCAGAACCGCACCACCUUCUGUCUACUCACUCACUCACUCACCGUAUGCGUCUCUUGGCCUUCUGUCUGCCGUGCUGGUGCCCGGCAUCAUACUUGUUGACGCCAUCGAGUAUCUCCUCCUGCACACCAAACACCACACACACCCACAGGGGCGGGCGCACAGAAGGUAUGUAUGUAUGUGUCCCUCCCUCCCUCCCUCCCUCCCUCCAUGUGUCAGUCAGGUCAGUGCCAAUCAAUCAAUGUCUGUAUUCAUGUGUGUGUGUGUGUGUGUGUGUGUACCUCGGUGUACUUCUUGAUGGACUGGUGGAGGUCUUGCAUGCCCUCGACGUUGAGGGGGACGUGGAGGAAGGUCUCCGUACGGCGCGAGGUCAAGCACACAUCGACGCAGUCUGUCAGCGUCUCUAUCUCACCUGACACAGUCACACAAAUAGACAGACAGACAGACAGACGUACACAAUGAAUGAAUGCACCCACCCUCCUUCCUUCCCUUCAUGUAAUCAAUCCCCUCCCUGUGCACUGCACUGCACUGCACUGCACUGCACGUGUGUGUGUCUGACCGACCCUCAAAGAGUGCCUUGAUGCUCAGCGCCUCCUCGGCGUCCGUCUGCACCACACCUUGGCCCUCCCCCGACCCCUCAAUCCUAGCCCGCUUGAGCCGGAUGGUGCCGCUGCCGGCGGUCUUGGGCUUGGCCUUGUCCUCGAGUGCGUCAAAGAGCAGGAGCUCGAGCUCAUGCGUGUCGUUCUGCACACUGGCGUGCUCCGACGUCCAACCGAAGGCCCUCAUCAGCGGCCACGUGCUGACGGGGCUGCUGGACCGCUGCAGCUGCCCGAAGACCUCUUGCAGCGCACGCGUGAUGGACAGGCGCUUGUACCCCACGCCCAAACCACCACCGGCCGGCCCCCCCACCGCCACUCCCACUCCGUCUGUCACGUCACUGGUGGCCGUGGUCAUUGAGGUGAGCGACAGCUGGUCUGGCCAGCGCACCACGAUAUCGUCCCCCGCUGUUGCGCCACUGCGGCCGAGCGGCAUCGGGUUGGUGGCUGAUGUGUGUGAUAUCGAUGCGGCGCCUGUGCUGGCCUCCAUGUCCUCCUCGGUGAGGGAAUCCACAUCACUGAGGGUGGGGGUGGGGUAGACCAGCCGCCGGAAUGACGGCAGAUGGAAGAGGCCUUGCAGGUUCACGUUCAGGUAGCACGUGGCGCCGUGGUUCUCCAGGCCACACGGUACGUGGCGCUGGGCAGCAAACUGCACACACACAGACACACAGACAGAAAGAGAGAUGUCCGAAACGAAUAAAAGACACAGACAGAGACAGACAGACAGACCGACCAACAUGUAGGUGUGACGCAUCCAGCCAGCCAUCCAUUUCCUGUCCUGUGCAUUAAUUAUCCCAUUUCCCGUGCACGUCUUUUCUCACCAUUUCAAGUGGCUCUGCCGCCCCCGCUCCCGCCUGCGGCAAGGCUAUGUGCGGCAGCUGCUGCGCCCGUCGAGAGGCCUCCUCCGAGUCCGUGCCAUCCUGAUGCCCUGGGUCGGUGGCUGCGAUAAGCGCUAUCACGGUGGAAAGCGGCAGCGGCAGUGAUGUGCCUUGCGACAUGCCGAUGCCUUCCGAGGACUGUGGUGCAAACCUAGAGGGGCUGCCGUGGAGUCGGCAAAGGAAACCGAGAGGAACAGCUGAAAUGACCUGUCACUACACUAGUAUGUGUAUCUAUCCUAUCCUAUCCUCGUAGCCGCUUCUUGAG
This is a messenger RNA of Vitrella brassicaformis, 7553 nucleotides long. NCBI's taxonomy places the organism in Eukaryota, Vitrellaceae. The record is from the annotation of a GenBank genome assembly.